GCCCAGGUCUCGCGAGAGCGCGGCGGCUGUCCUUCCGCUCGGCAGCGGAAGUGGGGUGUCGGCAGCGGCCGUUGCCAUGGAGUCCGCGGAGGACUGGCUGGUGGAGUCCUUGCGUUUGUACCAGGAUUUCCAUGCAUUCGACCUGUCGGGAGCCACUCGAGUCCUUGAAUGGAUUGGGAACAAAGGAGUCUUUGUUGCUGGCUAUGAAAGCCUGAAAAAAAACGAGAUUCUUCAUCUCGUAUUGCCUCACCGACUUUCUGUAAAGGAAAACCAGGGCUUAUUCCCGGAAAGAGACUUUAAAGUGUGCCAUGGAGGGUUUUCAGACAGGUGUGUUUUUGCUCUAAAGCACGUGCCAGAUACCAGGUUGCUGGUGACCAGUGGCCUUCCGGGCUGUUACCUGGAGGUGUGGCAAGUCUCAGAGGACAGUGAUGUCAUCCAGGUUGUUAGCACCGUUGCUGUGCAGGAGGCAGAGGGGAGCCUCUGGCCUCGGGUGGCCAUCUUCGCCUCCACGGCUCCCGGGAUCCUCCACGGCAGGAGGCUCAGUGACCUGCAGAUCGUGGAUCUGGAGUCGCAGAAGACCACGUACGCCUCAGGUGUCAGUGACCGCGAGGAGCUGAGUAGCCUGCAGGUCCUGGAUGGAGACACCUUUGCUUUCUGCUGCACCUCGGGCCGCCUGGGGCUCGUUGACGCCCGCCAGAAGUGGGCGCCGUCAGAGAGUCUCCGCCCUGGCCCCAGCUUCAGUGGACAGAGCUGGUGUGCAGACGUGGGGGGCAGAGGCCAGGCGCCUGGGCCCAGCAUUGCCAGUCUUGGCUCCAAUGGGCAGCUCCGCCUUCUCGACCCCCGGGACCUGAGCCGCCCUGUGAGCUCAGUCCAGUGCCCAGUUCCCACGCCUAGUCCUGACCCGGAGCUGCUGCGAGUGACUUGGGCCCCGGGUCUCCAUAACUGCCUGGCCAUUUCAGGCUUCGACGGGACGGUUCAGGUCCAUGACAUCACCGCCUGGGCUGCAGCAGGGAACCAAGUGGAGCCGCACUUCACGCACAGCGGCCACCUCUUCCUGGACGGAAACGGGGCGGGGCCUGCUCCGCUGGUCACCACCCACACCUGGCACCCCUGCAAGCCGAGGACCUUGCUGUCAGCAGCCAGCGACGCCUCUCUGCACGUGUGGGACUGGGUGGCGCCGGAGGCCUCCUGCUGACGCCGGCUUCUCAGCAGGGAGGAGGGGCUGUUGCAGUGGCUGCUGGUGCAGACUGGUGGCUGCAGGUCCCCCUGCCAGCCGGGUGGCCUCCGUGAGCCGUGAGGAUGGUGAUAGCGGGAAGAGCUCACGAGUGCAACGUGUCCUGUGAAGAAAACGACGCAGGGCCCAGAGGCAGCUGGGGGCAUUCUGGGAACGGCAGUGGAAACAAGUCACGCCGUUCCUGCCGGGUGAACAGCCGAUGCUACAACAGGACCACUUUGAGCCGUGGCUCCACGGGGCCGCAGGUCCAAAGGCGGCCUGGUUCCUGCCCGGCUGGGUAAGGCCCGUUGUUCAGCUGAACCAUGGUUUGCCUGUGUGUGUCCAGUCCCCUGUUGGAUGACAAUGAAAGUUUUCUCGGCUUUUGCUGUUAUAAAUAGUGCGAUGAAUAGCUUUCGUACCCGUGAGCAGGACGCCUGCCUGGCGAUUCCAAGAAUAGAAUAGACUCGUGCGUUUGCAGGCUGUGUAAGUACUGUCAAGGAGCCGCUUUUGGCCCCUGCCAACAGAGGUGGGGCCGCUGUCGUCUGCCUCCCCUCCAACAAAGUCUGUUUGCUGACGCUUUGACCUUGGCCGGUCUGAUCCGUGAAGUCAGCGUUUACAGCUUCAGGUUGAAGCUUCUUAUCUGCGAGGUUGAGACCCUGCACACUCUAACGCCUGGGGACAAUCGUUUCUGAAAUGGUAACAGCCACAAUAUGGGGAACUCGGCCCCGUGACCCGGCACCACCUGCGGCCCUGGAGUUCUGUCACCCUCUCUUGGCAGUCCUCACCGCCACUGACACUGCCUCUCGGCCUUCCCCAGGGCGGGGCUGCCCCACACCUGUCCCCACAGUAGCGUGGGCCCUGGGACAGUCCCUUAUCGGGGCCUGUAGCGAGCAGGAAAGUCUCAAGCGUGUCCCCAUUAAAUAGAAUUUCUCACUAGCAUUUACUGAAGGAUUUUAGCGAUUUUGCUUUAAAAUUAUUUGAUUACUUAUCACAUUUUGCACUUUGAUUUGUUUAAAAAUACCUCCACUGAGAUUUAAUUCAUAUCCCAUUUUUUAAAAACAGUUCCUGGCCGGUGCUGCGGCUUACUUGGCUAAUCCUCCGCCUUGCGGCGCCGGCACACCAGGUUCUAGUCCUGGUCGGGGCACCAGAUUCUGUCCCGGUUGCCCCUCUUCCAGGUCAGCUCUCUGCUGUGGCCCGGGAGUGCAGUGGAGGAUGGCCCAAGUGCUUGGGCCCUGCACCCGCAUGGGAAACCAGGAGAAGCACCUGGCUCCUGUCUUCGGAUCAGCACAGUGCGCGCCGGCCACGGCGGCCAUUGGAGGGUGAACCAACGGCAAAGGAAGACCUUUCUCUCUGUCUCUCUCACUGUCCACUCUGCCUGUCAAAAAAAAAAAAAAAAAACAGUUGCUGGCUUUGGCCUGGCCGUGGAGGCCCUUCCCCUCUGUGUCAUUCUGGCUUUCAAAUAAAAUUUUUUUGAAAGGUC
Messenger RNA from Oryctolagus cuniculus (rabbit), 2693 nucleotides. It is a transcript of the gene WDR73, whose product is annotated as WD repeat domain 73. Gene Ontology annotation, molecular function: protein binding. Lineage: Eukaryota; Metazoa; Chordata; Mammalia; Lagomorpha; Leporidae. The record is from RefSeq and is a predicted model, not a curated record. Gene Ontology annotation, biological process: cytoplasmic microtubule organization. Gene Ontology annotation, cellular component: spindle pole; cytosol.